AUGGAGGACGAAGAACAGCACACUCAAGACACUACCGACGAUCAGUCCUUCGAGCCAGUGCCUGAAUCAGAUGCCCAAGACAACGACGUCGUCGCUACAGCUAACCAGCCAGUAGAAGUAGCUGCCACUUCACCGGCUAGUCGAAGUCCAUCCCGUACUCGAACUCGUGAGGUUAUCAUCACCUCAGAGAUAACUUCAGCGCCCAGAGCCUCUGUAGUCCAACCUCCACUAUUUGCUGAAGAAAGGGAAGUCGAGGAACCUGCGACGAAAAGGCAGAAGCUGGAGCUGGACACAAUUCUGGAGCGCUUUUUAGCUGACCAGAAGGAACGUCAACAAGAGCAAAUCGAGCACGAGCGCACGAGACUGAGCGAACAACAAGAGUUGCAGCGCCAGACGGUUGACUUACAAAAGCGAGCACUGGAUAUUCAAGAGAAGGCGAUGAACAUGCAGGAGCGGCUCAUGGCUUUGAUGGAGAAGGUGAUGGAUAAGCUUAGUUGAGGACCCAUGCAGCAUGCGU
Messenger RNA from Phytophthora nicotianae INRA-310, 517 nucleotides. RefSeq lists its product as hypothetical. Bases 1 to 498 code for a protein of 165 amino acids. NCBI's taxonomy places the organism in Eukaryota, Oomycota, Peronosporomycetes, Peronosporales, Peronosporaceae. The record is from RefSeq and is a predicted model, not a curated record. The transcript has a single exon.